Molecule: messenger RNA, 1148 nt
Organism: Histoplasma capsulatum G186AR
Lineage: Eukaryota; Fungi; Ascomycota; Eurotiomycetes; Onygenales; Ajellomycetaceae
Exons: 2
Coding region: 1-948 (315 amino acids)
Source: RefSeq, a predicted model, not a curated record
AUGAAUCGCGCUCCCGGGUCUAUACCCUCUCCCCACCAUACAUCUACUACGAUGGUCGCAUCAGAUGAUUCUGACUCUGGAUAUGAAUAUGAAUAUGACGAUAACUCGCAAGAGACAUUCUACCUGAACCUCGACCUGACAACAUGCAAUGGUCCCAUUCGAGUUCCACGCAAGCGCGUUGCAUCUACACCCACUGCUCCCACCACAUCAUUAGACUCCCCGCAUGCGACAUCUCUAAAUGCCGGUGACGAUCAGCAACAGGACAAUACCAACGCAGACACUGAUCCGGACACCCAAGACCAAGACCAAGACCAAGACCAAGAUCAAGUCCAAAUCAUGGAUUUGCAUUCCGAGAAUCCCAUCAUCUCCUACCGAAACCAGGUCUUUUCUUGCUCAUGGGUUGACCUUGUCGGAACAGAGAUGACCUUCUCAAUGCCUGAAGAACGCUCCACACUUCCCCGCCUCCGACAGCAUCGAGACUACGAUCUUAUUUCCGCCAAUCGUGUUAAGAUCCUAGGUCACAAGGUGAACUUGAUUACCGGCUCCUCUGAGAUACCGAAGGCCGGUAGUAAUAAUAAUAAUAAUAAUUCUAUCCCCACAUCUGCGCCAAUACCUGACAAUGACGAAGUGUCAACUACCCCAGCAGCAGCAGCAGCACUCCCCCGUGUCCCAUCCACAAACCAAGCCCUUUUCCUCGAGCGCCUCAUGAAUGCCAAACGCGCCAAGGGCGAGUCAGACAUCGUGCGCACCACCUUCUCCCAAAAGCGCAACCAGAACUUCGAAGCCAGGUUGCGUGGUUGGGCGCGCACGGGGGAGCAGAUGGCGGAGCUGGAAAUGCUUAACCGGCGUGUGCUGCAGGGUGAUGUGAAUGCGUUGAGAGAGCUGGAGGAUAUUUAUGCGCGUGCGGAGGAGCCAGCUGGAGCAGGGCAGACGCAGGAGCAGGAGUAGAUGCUGGAGUCAGCUACGUCUACGCAAUGGCAGGGCUUCAUGGAGGUGAUGGGAGUGAGGCGGCGGCGGCGGAGGUACAUGCGCCGCGACAACUAGAGAACGCUGUACCUUCAAAAGCCGGUGGUAGGGGUCGAUGCGGGUGAGCGGCCCCUUACAUCCAGUGAUGGGUUUACGGGAACCUGCGGGAUUUUUGGGGGGAG